AUCUGCAAACGCAGUUAAAUUUACUGGACGUCUUAACACCUAAGUUAUUCACGAGAAGUCCGCCGAAACAAAAACUCAUCUAAUCAUAUUUAAAACGAAUUCCACUGAAAAAUGUUUCAAAAUCUAGUGAUGACCGGAUUGACUCCAUUAUGUAACACGAAUGAGAUUCAAGACUGGGAUAACAGGCCAUUCAACGGGAAAUGGCCUGAAAAUCAACGUAGUUCCGUCCGAGGUGCCGAUGUCAAAAAAACAAUCAGGAAGAAACCCAAGCGAGUUCGCACGGCCUACUCAACCGAGCAGAUUCGAACAUUAGAAAAGAUAUACAGCACCACCAAAUACAUCGAUGCCAAGCGCCGCAAGGAACUCGCAGGCACCCUCAACAUUGGAGACAAGGCUCUGAAAAUAUGGUUCCAGAACCGGAGAAUGAAGGAAAAGAAGGAAUCGUCAGAAUCCAGCUGUGACACCUCAUCCGAUAUUGUAAGCUGCCAGUCUCCAAUACUUACAAAUGAUCGCGUGGAGCAAAAUGUCGAUACGCACAUUCCCUACCAAAAUAUCGGGGUAUCUUACGAACCUGAUCAGUACCAGUUUCCUACUUUCUAUUACCAAGAUAGCGCAACUGGACAAUGUUAUCAAAAUGGAUAUAAUAAUGGAUAUGGAUAUGAGCCAAAUUCCCCCAGUUUCGGUGUUGAUACUUGUGUUUAUCCGACUCAGUAUUAUCCUAUAGACAAUCACUAUAAUGUAGAAUGUAACGCUUAUAACCAGGCUCAGAAUGCUUAUGGAAUGGAUAGUUGGUUUGCCAAGUCGUAUGAUUUUAACUGCUAUAACCUGCAACAAGCGGUAGAUUAG
This is a messenger RNA of Cydia splendana, 846 nucleotides long. RefSeq names its product homeobox protein Hox-B3-like. The record is from RefSeq and is a predicted model, not a curated record. Gene Ontology annotation, biological process: regulation of DNA-templated transcription. Gene Ontology annotation, molecular function: DNA-binding transcription factor activity, RNA polymerase II-specific; DNA binding. Bases 112 to 846 code for a protein of 244 amino acids. Lineage: Eukaryota; Metazoa; Arthropoda; Insecta; Lepidoptera; Tortricidae. The transcript is spliced from 3 exons.